AUGUUAGUCGGCAGCGUAGGUGAUGACGUGCCACAGCGUGACCUUCACGAGCCAGUCAUAGACGACUUGUACUUCAUGCAGCCUCCAUAUGGAACACCUGCUGAAUUUGUCGAAUCACAUUUCGGCAAACAUUCGGGUGCAAAGAAUUUGCAGUUUUUGAAAGGAACUACAACACUUGCAUUCAUCUAUGAGCCAAAAACGCCAGCAGAUAAAGGAGGGAUUAUAGUUGCUGUGGAUUCGCGUGCAUCUGCUGGAGAAUACAUAUCGUCCAAGAGUGUUAUGAAAAUACUGGACAUCGGCGAUCGAAUGGUGGCAACUAUGGCUGGUGGUGCCGCCGACUGUCAAUUUUGGACACGUAUAGUUGCUAAAUAUUGCACACUGUACGAGCUUCGAGAAAAAACGGAAAUUACUGUGGCUGCUGCAAGCAAAUAUUUCCAGAAUGUUUUAUAUUCUUAUCGAAACCAUGGACUAUCAGUCGGCUCCAUGAUUGCUGGCUAUGACAAGCGUGGUCCUGCGAUUUUUAAAGUUGACAGUGAAGGACAGCGCAUUCAGUUAAGACUGUGUAGCAUAGGUUCAGGUUCACUGAGUGCUUAUGGUAUCCUAGACAAUUUUUACCGUCCUAAAAUGACAGAUGAAGAAGCAUACAAACUGGGUCGGCGAGGAAUAAUGCAUGCUACUUAUCGUGAUACCGGUUCUGGCGGUGUUUGCAAUAUGGUGCACAUUUCGCCGACCGAGAAAAUUCGCUUUCCAGCAUUUGAUGUUUCCCAGCUGUACUACGAAUUUGCUACUGAGCUUGGACGAGAUAUUGCUUACGAACCCGAAAUAGAAAUAUAA
This is a messenger RNA of Brugia malayi, 834 nucleotides long. It is a transcript of the gene Bma-pbs-5, whose product is annotated as Proteasome A-type and B-type family protein. Gene Ontology annotation, cellular component: proteasome core complex. Gene Ontology annotation, molecular function: threonine-type endopeptidase activity. The record is from RefSeq and is a predicted model, not a curated record. Lineage: Eukaryota; Metazoa; Nematoda; Chromadorea; Rhabditida; Onchocercidae. The coding region runs from base 1 to 834 and encodes 277 amino acids. The transcript is spliced from 7 exons.